Drosophila hydei is the source of this 1206-nucleotide messenger RNA. It is a transcript of the gene Or35a, whose product is annotated as odorant receptor 35a. Gene Ontology annotation, molecular function: odorant binding; olfactory receptor activity. Gene Ontology annotation, cellular component: plasma membrane. The record is from RefSeq and is a predicted model, not a curated record. Gene Ontology annotation, biological process: sensory perception of smell; detection of chemical stimulus involved in sensory perception of smell. Bases 1 to 1206 code for a protein of 401 amino acids. The transcript is spliced from 4 exons. NCBI's taxonomy places the organism in Eukaryota, Metazoa, Arthropoda, Insecta, Diptera, Drosophilidae.
AUGGUUCGUUACGUGCCUCGGCUGGCGGAUGGUCAAAGAGUGAAGCUCUCCUGGCCAUUGACUAUUUAUCGCUAUAAUCAUAUAUUCUGGCCUCUCGAUGCGAGCACCACGCCCUUUUGGCGUCGCUUUGAUUAUGCGAUGGCAUUGAUUGGCAGCUUGAUUCUAAUGCUGCAUAACGAAGCGGAGCUGCGCUAUUUGCGCUUCCAGCGCACCAAUCUUGACACUCUGCUGACCGGGAUGCCCACCUAUCUAAUCCUCGUCGAGUUUCAGCUGCGCUCUCUGCACGUUUUAAUGUAUAGAGGAGAGCUGCACCAGCUGCUGCAAACGUACUUCGGUUCUAUCUAUGUGGAUCGUCAGACUCAGCCGAAACUCUUUGGCCAAAUUGAACGUAAGCUGCUGCCGAAUCGUCUGGUUGCCUUAUUGUAUCUGUUGGCUGUCUCUGGCUAUGUGAUAGCGCCAAUUACGAUGCUGAUAACGAAGCGAAGGGACUUCUUGUUUCCCAUGAUUCCGGCCUUCAAUGUUGAGCCACUCUACAUAUUCGUUCCACUGAUUCUGAGCAGCAUCUGGGUCGGUCUGAUCAUUGACACGCUGGUGUUCGGUGAGACGACACUGCUCUGCGAACUGAUCACCCAUCUGAAGGGUCGCUAUAUACUGUUGCAGCAAGACAUGGAAGCCUCCAUCGAACAGAUAUUGGCUGCCAGGCAACGUCCUCUAAUGGCACAGCAGCUGCGCGAGCUUCUGGUCAAGACUCUACGCCAAAACGUCGUGCUCAAUAGAUUUGGAGAGCAACUGGAGUCGCAUUUCACGGUUCGCGUAUUUAUAAUGUUCGCCUGCAGCGCCGUCUUGCUGUGCGCCUUGGGCUUCAAGACCAUUGCGAGUCCAACGGGCACUUAUAUAUAUCCGGUAUGGUUUGGUGCCAAAACUGUGGAGCUGCUCACCUUGGGUCAGCUGGGCUCCGACUUGGCUUUUGUGACAGACUCGCUCAGCACUAUGUACUAUCAAACACAAUGGGAACAGGUGCUCUACUACUCCACCAAUCCACGUGAGAAUCUGCGACUGCUGAAGGUCGUUGCGCUGUCAAUCGAACUGAAUUGCAGGACCUUCUAUAUGACGGGCUUAAAAUACUUUCGAGUCAGCCUGCAGGCGGUUGUGAAGAUACUACAGGGCGCCUUCUCUUACUUCACGUUUCUCACAUCGAUGCGCUGA